AUGCGGCGGAGCAGGCGGGUCACCGCCAGCUCCUACAAAUCGACCUCCUCGUCGGGUACCCUGCCCCCCGCCACCACUGCCCGACAUGACUCCAGCCUGGGCCUGCUGACGCGACGCUUCCUGAGCCUGCUGAAUGAGGCGGAGGACGGGAGUCUGGACCUGAACCAGGCCUCCGACAUCCUGCGUGUGCAGAAGCGCCGCAUCUACGACAUCACCAACGUGCUGGAGGGCGUGGGCCUAUUGGAGAAGCAGGCCAAGAACCACAUGAGUGCGCACGCGCUGAACAAGCAGCGCCUGUACGUCUGGGACCGGGACGUGAUGGGCCUGCCGGGCGUGGCGCGGGAAGACCGCGUGUUCGUGGUGCUGGCACCUCACGGGACCACCCUGGACCACUCGCCCUGCCAGGAGCCAGGGCCGGGCGAGGCCGCGCCGCCCCACAGGAUCAUGGUGCGGAGCAAGAAGGAGCCCAUCUCCAUCGUCACCCUCCCCGUGGCGCGCCAGACCCUGCAGCCCGGGUGGGGCCUGGGCCCUGCCCAGCCGCCGCCGACCAGCCUGGCGACCCCGGGCUGGCCGGGGUCGUCCUUCCUCAUGCCCCGGACAGGCCUCGCGCUGCGUGAGGCGCAUGCCGGCUCCGUGGCCGACGCCUGGUACCGCGCCGUCGCCGCCAACGGCGCCGGCCCGACCGCCGGCGACGGGCUGCCCCUGGGCAGCGAGCUGGACCCUGGGGAGGGGGGCGGCCUGCUGCCCGGACAGCACAGCCUCCCGGGCGGGGCGCUCGCGCAUCCACAGGCCUUUCUGGCGCGCAGCAGCGCGCAUGAGGGCGGUCCGUGA
Auxenochlorella protothecoides is the source of this 831-nucleotide messenger RNA. RefSeq names its product Transcription factor E2FA. Gene Ontology annotation, cellular component: RNA polymerase II transcription regulator complex. Gene Ontology annotation, molecular function: RNA polymerase II cis-regulatory region sequence-specific DNA binding; DNA-binding transcription factor activity, RNA polymerase II-specific. NCBI's taxonomy places the organism in Eukaryota, Viridiplantae, Chlorophyta, Trebouxiophyceae, Chlorellales, Chlorellaceae. Gene Ontology annotation, biological process: regulation of transcription by RNA polymerase II. The transcript is spliced from 4 exons. Bases 1 to 831 code for a protein of 276 amino acids. The record is from RefSeq and is a predicted model, not a curated record.